AUGCGAACACGUUCUCAGGCCCGUAAAGAAGCAUUGGCAAAAGCAGAAGAAACGAUAGUGAGCACUACAAUGGGUGAUCGACCACCAGUUGCGAAUGAUACUAAGGCUCUUAAGGCUUUCUCUGAGCCUAAAAUCAAUGAUAUUUCGUCGAGCAUUGUCAGGCCAGCGAUCGAGGCCAACACUUUUGAGAUCAAACCGAGCACUAUUCAGAUGAUGACAAACUUGGAUCGAAGUUGGAUUAGUAAUCAAGUGCAAAGUGAUAAAAUUUCGUUAACUCCGGAAUAUAGGAAUGGUGUAGAAACUUUUUUAAAAUUUGCAAGUGAAAAUGGAAUGGGAGAAGAUGGUACAAUGAAGUGUCCUUGUAAACGUUGUAGGAAUUUGAAUUGGUUAAGUAUCGAUGAUGUUAGAUUCCAUUUACUUGCUAAGGGGAUGCUUGAGGGUUAUACCGUUUGGACAUCACAUGGUGAAGAAAGAGGAAGAAAACGUAGUCGAACAUCGCAUAAUCGUUAUUGUGUUUGGGAACCUACGAGGGUAGAACAACCGGUAGAUUUGAAUGCGAUGCUACAUGAUUUUGCCGUUGAAAAUUCCGAAUUUUAUAACAACUUGGAUACGGGAACUAGGAAUGUAGAAGAAGUUCCAAAUGAUAGUGCAAGAAAAUUGUAUGAGGUCAUUGUUGAAAAUGGAGCACCUAUUUAUCCCGGUAAUACGAAGUAUACAAGAUUAAGCUUUACCACAAAAUUGUUAGAAUUCAAGAAUAUCUCACAUUGUAGUAAUAAGGCUUUUGAUAGUUUGCUUACACUUUUUGCGGAUGUAUUACCAAAAAAACACACGUUGCCCCAAACUUAUUAUGAAAUGAAGAAGAUAAUGAAGGGUUUGAGGGUUGAAUAUCAAAAGAUUGAUUUAUGUGAGAAUGAUUGUAUGUUAUUUUAUGGAGAUGACAAGGAUAAAGUUGUGUGUGAUAUAUGUGGUAAAGAUCAUUAUCGGGAUGUUUUGAGGAAAGAUGGUAAAAAAAUAUUGAGACAUUUUCCUUUGAUUCCUCGACUACAACGCUUGUAUAUGUCAAAACAUACAUCCGACCAUAUGAGAUGGUACAAGAAUCGAGAUGUCAAAGAUGGAGAAAUUAGUCAUCCCGCGGACGGAGAAGAGUGGAAAAAUUUUGAUCGUCGAUAUCCAUCAUUUGCUCAAGAAAUUCGUAAUAUAAGGCUUGGCCUUGCAACCGACGUUUCAACCCAUUUGGCCCUACCGGGAAAAAAAACAUAUAGUGUGUGGCCCAUAGUAGUAGUUGUCUACAAUCUUCCGCCAUCAAUGUGUAUGAAAAAACCCUAUAUGUUUAUGACCGAUAUAGUGCCGGGUCCGAAUAUCAUUGGCAAAGAUAUUAACAUUUGUCUAAGGCCUCUCAUUGAUGAAUUGAAGAUAUUGUGGAAUACGGGAAUUGAAACAUAUGAUCAAUCUUCGAAACAAAAUUUUACAAUGAGAGCGACUCUUAUGUGGACAAUUAGUGAUUAUCCCGCUAUGAGUAUGAUAAGUGGAUGGUCGGGUAAAGGAAAAUUAGGAUGUCAAGUGUGUCUUGGAAGUGUGCAAGGGUUUCAAUUAAAACAUUGUGGUAAAUGUAGUUUCAAUGGCACGAACCGAAUAUUCCUUGAACCAAAUGAUCCACUACGUCGGAAAAGUAAUUUGUUUGAUAAUGCGGAAAGAAGAUUGUUUCGUGGUCGUUUGUCCGGGGAGGGUGUAAAGGAGUUGCUUGACGGUUUAGUUUUUCCACCACCCGGAAAGACUAAUACAAAGGCGAGGAGUAUCGGAUAUGGGGAAGAGCAUCAUUGGACUCAUGUUCCAAUUUUUUAUGAACUCCCUUAUUGGUCUUCACAUAGUUUACGAUAUUCAAUUGAUAUCAUGCAUACGGAAACAAAUGUUUUUGAGAACCUAUUUUUUACUAUUGUGAAUGCGAAAAAGUCAAAGGAUCACAAAAAAGCAAGAGCGGAUUGCAAGCACUUUGGUGUGUUACCUCAUUUGUGGAUCGAUGAAAAUGGCAAGUCACCCAAAGCACCUUUUUCCAUUACAAGAAAACAACGUAAACUUUUGUGUGAAUGGAUUAGUUCACUGAAACUUCCAGACGGUUAUUCCUCAAAUAUAUCUCGUUGUUGUAAUGUUGAGGAGUGUACAUUUUAUGGAUUCAAAUCGCAUGAUUGUCAUAUAUUUCUUCAAAAAUUAUUGCCUCUUGCAAUUCGUGAGCUUUUACCGGCGCCUAUAGCGGAUGCCAUCACGGCAAUUGCAAAUUUUUUUCAAGAUUUGUGCUCAUCAAUGGUUACAAAAACCGAUUUGGAAAUAAUGGAAAAAUCAGUUGUGAAGGCAUUGUGUUUGUUGGAAACAAUUUUUCCUCAAAGUUGGUUUGAUUCGAUGGAACACUUGGUUGUGCAUUUGGCGGAAGAAAUUAGACUUGCUGGACCUGCUUACUGGCAUUGGAUGUAUCCAAUUGAGCGUUUAUUGGGGAAACUAAAACAAAGGUCGGCAAUAAAGCAAGAGUUGAGGGUUCCAUUGCCGAACGAUAUAUGGAGGAGGAGAUUGUCAAUAUUUGUGCUUUUUACUUUGCAUCCGACUCGAUUCACAAUAAAUUAA
This is a messenger RNA of Daucus carota subsp. sativus, 2613 nucleotides long. RefSeq lists its product as uncharacterized. The record is from RefSeq and is a predicted model, not a curated record. Lineage: Eukaryota; Viridiplantae; Streptophyta; Magnoliopsida; Apiales; Apiaceae. The coding region runs from base 1 to 2613 and encodes 870 amino acids. The transcript has 2 exons.